Molecule: messenger RNA, 1046 nt
Organism: Neofelis nebulosa (Clouded leopard)
Lineage: Eukaryota; Metazoa; Chordata; Mammalia; Carnivora; Felidae
Gene: CIB4
Product: calcium and integrin binding family member 4
Exons: 9
Coding region: 337-882 (181 amino acids)
Molecular function (GO): calcium ion binding
Source: RefSeq, a predicted model, not a curated record
GGGAGGGAAGACAAAGCUAUUUCUUCCCUGUGGCCUGCCUGGUUCACACUGUGCAGUAAUCCUGUUGCAGGAGCCUGGGGGCCACGGGGCUUUCAGCUGCACCAAGAAGGCGAAAAUCCUAUCCCCGCAGCACCCCUUCCCGCCUUCGGUGACACGAGUUACUGCUGUCGGCGGUUCCAGGGAUCGCUCAACGUCACAGUGACAAGGGAUCUCGGCAGCUUACUGGCAUAGAUGACGGCAGAGUGCCUGGAGCCAGACAUAUUUCAGCUUGGGCCAAGUAACGGAAGCUUCUAAGUGCCUCAGUCUCCGCAUCUGCCCUGACCUUCCUGACCAGGAAUGAAAUCCUGUGUGCUCGGCCGAGAUGAGAAGCUGGAUGGUGGGCAAAAGAGAAGGAAAGGACCAGAGGAGAGAGGCAUCCAUGACACCUUCCUGAAGCUCUGUCCCCCUGGGAAGCACUACAAGGAGGCGACACUGACCACAGACCAGGUCAGCUCCCUGCCGGCCCUGAGGGUCAACCCUUUCAGAGACCGAAUCUGCAAAGUGUUCUCCCACAAUGAUGUGUUCUCCUUUGAGGAUGUCCUGGGUAUGGCAUCUGUUUUCAGCCAGCAGGCUUGCCCCAGCCUGAAGAUCGAGUAUGCCUUUCGAAUCUACGAUUUUAACGAGAAUGGCUUCAUUGACGACGAGGACCUACAGAAGGUUGUCCUCCGACUGCUCAACAGCGACGACGUGUCGGAGGACCUGCUGACCGACGUCACAAACCACGUCCUGAGUGAGUCAGAUCUGGACAAUGACAACAUGCUGUCUUUCUCAGAGUUUGAGCACGCGAUGGCCAAGUCUCCAGACUUCAUGAACUCCUUUCGGAUUCACUUCUGGGGAUUUUGAUGUGGCUACAAAGACCCGAUCUGGCAGCCUCAAGGGGGAACGACUGGAACUUGGAAUUCAACCCCCUCCAGGCGCUGGGGGACUUUGAUCAGAAGUACGAUUCUGUCCCUGUCCCUCCCUCACUUCUAGGCUAUUGUUUAUUCAAUAAAGCAGAAGAAAAAGCC